Messenger RNA from Acanthopagrus latus (yellowfin seabream), 1440 nucleotides. RefSeq names its product renalase, FAD-dependent amine oxidase (gene rnls). The record is from RefSeq and is a predicted model, not a curated record. Gene Ontology annotation, molecular function: oxidoreductase activity, acting on NAD(P)H. Gene Ontology annotation, cellular component: extracellular region. The transcript has 7 exons. The coding region runs from base 145 to 1173 and encodes 342 amino acids. NCBI's taxonomy places the organism in Eukaryota, Metazoa, Chordata, Actinopteri, Spariformes, Sparidae.
GUUUUUGUUGGCCAUCAGCUGUUUCAUAACGCGGGAGGCGUGUUUGACUUCUGCUCUUGAUCCAGAGACAUGUCAGACUAGAACAAAUAAACCCGGGUUAUUGUUCUUUUUUUGUGUUGAUCCGGCUCUGGUUCCGUGCUAAACAUGUCCCGGGUUCUGAUCGUCGGAGCGGGCCUGACAGGCAGCCUGUGCGCAUGUCUACUGAGGAGAGAACUUCAGAACAAAGUCCACAUAGUGGUGUGGGACAAGGCGAAGGGCUCAGGGGGCAGGAUGUCCACCAGUCGUCCUCCGGACUCUUUGUCUCACUCAGCUGAUCUUGGUGCUCAGUACAUCACAGCCACGGCGGCCUACGCUCAGUCACACCACAGUGUGUACUCUGAGCUGAUGACUGCUGGUGUCCUGCAGCCUCUUGACGGUCUGGUUGAAGGACUGAGGCAGAGAGACGGCAGCACGGACUACAUGACGCCACUUGGCAUGAGCAGUGUGGUCAAACACUUCCUGUCUGAGUCAGGAGCUGAUUUGUUCUUCGAGCAUCAUGUGACCGGCCUCUAUCGCCGUGGUGCAUCAUGGGAGGUCCAGAGGAAGGCGGGAGGCAGUGAGAUGUUUGAUGCCGUCGUCCUGACGAUGCCAGUGCCUCAGAUCCUUCAGCUGCAGGGAGACCUGGGCCACAUGCUGUCUGUGGAGCAGAGGCAGCAGUUAGACGGGGUCGUGUAUUCAUCUCGUUUUGCCCUCGCUCUCUUCUUCCCUCCAGACGUGGUCUUCAGUUUCCCCUGGGCGGCUCGAUACGUCACCAACAACCGCUCCAUCUGCUACAUAGCUGCAGACUCUCGCAAACGCAACGCAGACGGUCCCGGUCGAGGUCCGUCCCUCGUCGUCCACACCAGUGUCCCAUUCGGCGUGGAGCACCUGGAGAAAGACAAGGAGGAUGUUCAGCCCAUUAUCUUACAGGAACUGCACAAGCUGCUUCCUGAUCUGCCUCAGCCAAUUAGCAUCAAGUGUCAGAAGUGGAGGUACUCCCAGGUGCUGACCUCAGUGCCCAACUGUCCGGGUCACAUGACCAUCCAUGAUCGCCCGCUGCUUGUAUGCGGUGGCGACUCGUUCGUCCACUCAAACUUCGACGGCUGCGUGGAGUCUGCACUGAGCGUGCUCAGUGUGCUGAAGGCCUCGCUGUGAGGCCGCUGUCCAGCCGGAAGUGACGUCACCAGAAGGAUCUGACUUUGACACAGGUCAAUAAACAGUCAUUAAUGAACAAUCUAAAUGUUCUGAACUGAUUAAAUCUAUUUACAUUUAACACUGGUUAUAUUUCAAUUAUUUGUCUUUAAUGAAUACAAGUGAAGGUUUGUGAAUGGAUCAAUAUGUUUCUUAUUUUAAAGAUCUGAUGUUUAUCAGAAGGUCAGUGUGACAAACUGAUGUGACCAAUAAAGUGUCAUCAUGAGGUCA